AACAACUGUGGAUUUGCCACGAUUUCCGUUAGUAAAAUGUGGUGAACGACCAUUGAAGGUACUUACGGCACCUUUAAAAAUUGAGAAAAAGCUGCUCUCUAGCGUGUCUGGCCCAUGAGAGUAGCAUGUGUAGGUGGGCGGGACUAGGAGGAAACAUGCAGCUCGCAACCCGCAGCUGCAAUCGGAGCCCAAGCCGGCGUGGUGUCGUUGUAAUUCUUGUCCAGGCAAACGUCACCUUGCACAGAGCAGGGAACACCGUGGGCCGUAUCCGUAGCUCGACUCUCGACUCUCGAGAGCUUCUCUCCAUUGACACGGUAACCGUACGUUAGGUAGGAAGGUAUCUGACCGCUGCGACGCGAAUGGAGGGUAGAGCGGCAGUGGG
This is a messenger RNA of Colletotrichum acutatum, 382 nucleotides long. RefSeq lists its product as uncharacterized. The record is from RefSeq and is a predicted model, not a curated record. NCBI's taxonomy places the organism in Eukaryota, Fungi, Ascomycota, Sordariomycetes, Glomerellales, Glomerellaceae. The transcript is spliced from 2 exons. Bases 126 to 329 code for a protein of 67 amino acids.